Messenger RNA from Cygnus olor (mute swan), 2051 nucleotides. Its product is annotated as heterochromatin-associated protein MENT-like. The transcript is spliced from 9 exons. The record is from RefSeq and is a predicted model, not a curated record. NCBI's taxonomy places the organism in Eukaryota, Metazoa, Chordata, Aves, Anseriformes, Anatidae. Gene Ontology annotation, biological process: negative regulation of endopeptidase activity. Gene Ontology annotation, molecular function: serine-type endopeptidase inhibitor activity. The coding region runs from base 396 to 1625 and encodes 409 amino acids.
CUUCUGUCUCAGCUGUGAGACAUGUCACAGGAUCUCUGUAUGUCAUUUCUGACAUGUUGUGCUUCACCUAAUGGAAUGGCUUCAUGUCUCCAUGGACAAGCCUCUCAAGCACUUUCUGGUGUUCCUCGGGAACAUAUAAAAACCAUGUUUGGGAGGCCAAGGAGAAACAAAACAUUGACAACAUGCAUCCAAACUCAGGCACAGGCCUUUAAAGUCAUUAGAAAUAUCAGUCACCUUUUCUAUUUUAGGCAUGGUUGUAAAGAUGACAGAGUUAGUGUCCUCUUGGCGGUGCUGGAUCCUUACCAAGGGCAAAUGGCAACAAAACUUGGAGGGCACAGAACCUGGCUGAGGACAAGGCUUAAGUCUUCUCUCUCACGGGAUCACAGAUUGUAGCAAUGGAACAGGUCUCAGAAGCAGUUGGCAAGUUUACAAUUGAUCUUUUCAACAAGCUGAAUGAGACCAAUAAGGACAAAAACAUUUUCUUUUCCCCCUGGAGUAUAUCAUCUGCUCUGGCCCUGACAUUCCUGGGUGCAAAAGGCAAUACAGCAAGAGAGAUAGCAGAGGUUCUUCAUUUCACUAAAGCUGCGGGAGCUGAUGGGUCAUCUUCUGUGGCCAGACCUUCUCGGGGGAGACCAAAAAGAAGAAGAAUGGAUCCUGAGCAUGAGCAAGCUGAAAAUAUCCACUCUGGCUUCAAAGAGCUCCUGGCUGCCAUGAAUAAACCCAGAAACACCUACUCACUGAGAAGUGCCAACCGUGUCUAUGUGGAAAAAACCUACCCAUUGCUGCCUACAUACAUACAGCUCAGCAAGAAGUACUACAAGGCAGAGCCACAAAAGGUUAACUUUAAAACAGCAUCAGAACAAUCCAGGAAGGAAAUCAACACCUGGGUGGAAAAGGAAACUGAGGGUAAAAUCAAGAAUUUGCUGAGUUCACAAGAUGUGACAAGCUACACCAAGCUGAUCCUGGUAAAUGCCAUCUACUUCAAGGCAGAAUGGGAAGAGAAAUUUAACGCGCAAACAACGAAUACGCAACCCUUCCGACUGAGCAAGAACAAGUCUAAGCCUGUGAAGAUGAUGCAUAUGAAACACGUAUUUCCAGUUCUUAUCAUGGAAACAAUGAACUUCAAAAUGAUUGAGCUACCGUAUGUGAAACAUGAACUCAGUAUGUUCAUCCUACUUCCCGAUGACAUCAAAGAUGGUACUACAGGUCUUGAACAGCUAGAAAGAGAACUGACAUAUGAGAAGCUGUCUGAAUGGGCUGAUUCAAAGAAGAUGACAAAAACUCUUGUGGAUCUGCACCUGCCUAAGUUCAAACUGGAGGAAAAAUACAACCUCAGUGAUAAUCUGAUCAGUAUGGGAAUCCGCAUUGCCUUCACCAACAACGCUGAUUUCAGCGGAAUGGGUGAUAAGAAGGAUUUGGCUAUCUCCAGAGUUAUUCACCAGUCUUUUGUUGCAGUUGAUGAGGAAGGCACUGAGGCAGCUGCUGCUACUGCUGUAGUUAUCAUACACACAACUGCAAUUAUCAACCAUGCUCUGACAUUCAGGGCUGAUCACCCUUUCCACUUCUUCAUCAGACACAACAAAUCCAAGAGCAUCCUCUUUUUUGGCAGAUUCUGCUCCCCGUAGAAUGAGUUAUUCCUUGCUCCCAGACAUCAUCUAAAGUUCACUUAUCAAAAGAAACAUGUGAACUGCAGCAUUCAAAGCUCAGCCUUAAGCCAUAUAGCCAUAGGUACUGAAAGUAUAUAUCCUUUUUCUUUCCACACACCCCCAAGUAAGGCAGCACCCAGAGACCACCCUGUGCCUCAAAGAUUGUCAUUCUGCAGUUGCUUUCCAUUGUGCUAAUGAGAGAGCUUUUCACAGAAAGCAGAACGCUGAAUUUUGCUCCCUUGCAUCAAACCUGCUUUUCUGGCUUUGUUGUUCAAGAGUAAGGAGGAGUCAUAAAGGCUUUUUGCACGCAGCCCAUCAUCUAGCCCCAUGCCUGGUGCUGACUUCAAGGGAAAUGCAGCCUAUACUUUUAGACCUCUCAGAGAGGAAAAAAUUCCAUAAGGAAGA